AUGAUUAAAUAUAAACCUGAAGGUGCUGAAUCAAAUUCACCAGCUUCACAAGGUUAUGCAUUAUUUAAUUUCAAUCCUGAUUACUCAGAAUCUACCAAAAAUGAUUGUUGGUACAGAACAGAUCCAAAAUUGAUCGUUGAUGAACAAGAUCAUACUAAUAUUCAACCAUGGUUUCCGUUACCGUCAAAUCUUGUCAAUAAGGGGAAAGAAUGGAUACCAGAAAUACAACUAAAUGCUACAAGAUAUGAUUCAUCUGAAAUAUGUGAUUUAGAACGAUCUGAUCUUGGAAAAGUUCCAUGUUUAAGUUAUUUUGAAACAGAAGAUAGACCAGCUAAAACUAUUCGUGCACGUGCUGCUCAAGGUUUUAAUGUGGAACCUCAACAUGGAUAUGUAGUAACUCCAAAUGGUCAAGAUCAUUUUACAUUGAAAUUACAAACACCAUUAGUUCGUUCACUUGGCGAUCAAGUCAAAGUUGAGUUUAAAGUACAACCAAAUUUGUAUUACAAUGGUACACAAUGUGCUAAAUUUAAUCCAAUUAUUUUUAAUCAAGAAAACUGGGAUAAACCAUUACAAGUUGAUAUGUCUUUUAUUGAUUAUGGAUGUUGCACAUAUGCAAUUACAGCAAAUGGUGGUGGAUACGAAUGGCUAUAUACAACACAAACAUUUGUUGUUUAUGCAUGUGAUGGACAAGCUGGAUACGGUUGCAUUGGCAAACAACCAUGUGGAGCCUAA
This is a messenger RNA of Adineta steineri, 732 nucleotides long. NCBI's taxonomy places the organism in Eukaryota, Metazoa, Rotifera, Eurotatoria, Adinetida, Adinetidae. The record is from the annotation of a GenBank genome assembly.